CUUGAUGCAGAAGAGAAGCACAUCAUGGGAUUCUGUCGCAGAAGAGGAUCAUCACCGAAUUUCGUUAUACAGGAUCAUUGUAGAAUUCCAUUGCAGAAGAGAAUCAUCGUGAAAGAUCAUCACAGAACUUUAUCACAAAAAGGAUCAUCGCGGAAUUUCAUCACAGAAGAUCAUCGUGGGACCUUGUUGCAGAAGAGGAUCACAUCAUGGGAUUCUAUCACAAGAGGAUCAUUACGGGAUUUCAUCAUACAAGACCAUCAUAGAAUUCUAUUGCAGAAGAGGACCAUCGUGAAAGAUCAUCACAGAACUUUAUCACAAAAAGGAUCAUCGCGGAAUUUCAUCACAGAAGAUCAUCGUGGGACCUUGUUGCAGAAGAGGAUUACAUCAUGGGAUUUUAUCACAAGAGGAUCACGAGAUUUCAUCAUACAAGACCAUAGAAUUCUAUUGCAGAAGAGGACCAUCGUGAAAGAUCAUCACAGAACUUUAUCACAAAAAGGAUCAUCGCUGAAUUUCAUCACAGAAGAUCAUCGUGGGACCUUGUUGCAGAAGAGGAUUACAUCACGAGAUUCUGUCGCAGAAGAGGAUCAUCACGGGAUUUCAUCGCAGAUCGUCGUGGGAUCUUGAAGCAGAAGACGAUCACAUCACGGAAUUCUGUCGCGGAAGAGGAUCAUCACCGAAUUUCGUUAUACAAGAUCAUCGUAGAAUUCUAUUGCAGAAGAGGACCAUCGUGAAAGAUCAUCAUAGAACUUUAUCAUAAAAAGAAUCAUUGCGGAAUUUCAUCACAGAA
This is a messenger RNA of Acromyrmex echinatior (Panamanian leafcutter ant), 787 nucleotides long. RefSeq lists its product as uncharacterized. Lineage: Eukaryota; Metazoa; Arthropoda; Insecta; Hymenoptera; Formicidae. The record is from RefSeq and is a predicted model, not a curated record.